AUGAUGGGCGCUCACGAUGAGCAUCCCGAGCCUUCGAUUCCCCAAAUAACGCUCCAAGCAUCCGACAGCGCAAGUCCCAACGCCCCGGACGAUGGACCUGCAAGUGAUGCCUUGACCCGAACCCGAUCGAACAGUAACUUGACCGCCAUUGUUACCCAGACAGGCCGGGAUCGAGCUAUGAGCGGGAGCACCAUGGCACCGAGCACUCCCCAGUCAGAGUUGCGCAAAGAGAAAGAUGCAUUAUCGUAUGGGGCUACCGGUAUCUAUUCCGUCGGCGAACUGGAACAGGCUCUUCAACCCGAUCCCGGGUCAGAGCGCGACUUCGUGGUGGACGAUAACCCCUUCGAGUUCUCGCCAGGACAGCUCAAUAAGCUUUUGAACCCCAAGUCCCUGCCGGCAUUUGUUGCCCUAGGCGGGCUCCCCGGCCUGACACGCGGUCUACAUACGGAUGCUUCAGCAGGUCUCAGUCUCGACGAGGCUGCGGUGGCUCAUGGUAAAUACGAGAGUACUGGGACUGCAUCCAAGGCAGCAGGGAAGGGGCCAACUGAUGUCUUCGCGGAUCGCAUCCGGGUCUAUAAGCGGAACACGCUCCCGGAAAAGAAACCGACACCCCUGUGGCGGCUCAUGUGGAUGGCGUAUAACGACAAGGUGUUGAUCCUCCUAACAGUUGCGGCGGUCAUCUCGCUGGCUCUAGGUCUUUAUGAGACAUUCAGUUCAAGCCACUCCAGCUCCAACAAGGGAGAUCAGGGUCACUCAAAACGGAGCUCGUCGGGAAUGGGCUUGGAUUGGGUGGAAGGAUGUGCGAUCUGUGUUGCUAUCGUCAUCGUCGUCAUGGUUGGUUCAUUGAACGACUACCAGAAAGAACGAGCUUUUGUUCGACUCAACAAGAAGAAGGAAGAUCGCGAGGUGACUGUUAUUCGAUCUGGGAAGACUAUCCGCAUCCCUGUCUAUGAUGUGCUGGUGGGUGAUGUCUUGAAUCUUGAGCCGGGAGAUCUAGUCCCGGUCGACGGGAUUUUCAUCGACGGCCAUAACCUUAAGUGCGAUGAGUCCUCAGCGACGGGUGAGUCAGAUCAACUGAAGAAGACUGGCGCCGAACAGGUGAUGCGUCUCCUGGAGGCGGGUCACACCCGAGUACAAGAUAUGGAUCCCUUCAUUAUAUCCGGAAGCAAGGUCCUGGAAGGCGUCGGACGAUGCUUGGUGACAUCGGUUGGGGUCAACUCCAGCUUUGGAAAGAUUCUUAUGGCGAUGCGCCAGGAUAUGGAACCGACUCCGCUGCAGAAAAAGCUGGACCACCUGGCUGGAGCCAUCGCCAAACUCGGUAGCAGUGCUGCUCUCCUGCUAUUUUUCGUGCUCCUGUUUCGAUUCCUGGGUGGCUUGUCGAGCAACACGGGCACCAGCGCCGAGAAAGCCUCCCAGUUCACCGACAUCCUGAUUGUCGCCAUCACCGUGAUUGUGGUCGCCGUGCCGGAGGGUCUCCCGCUGGCCGUUACUCUGGCCCUUGCAUUUGCGACCACCCGAAUGGUGAAGUCGAAUAACCUUGUUCGAGUCCUCAAGUCGUGCGAGACGAUGGGAAACGCCACUACCGUGUGCUCCGACAAAACUGGCACUUUGACACAGAAUCGGAUGACCGUGGUUACUGGCUCAUUUGGCAAUGCGGAUUUCGACGACAAGAACCAGACUGGACACGAACGACGAUCGCCAGAGUUUGCAGGCAUGCUCCCUGACGAGCAGAAGUGCAUGAUCAUCGAGUCGAUAGCGAUCAAUUCCACCGCCUUUGAGGGCGAGGAGAAUGGGGUCCCAGGGUUUGUCGGUUCCAAGACAGAGACAGCGCUCCUGGGAUUUGCUCGUGACGUGCUCGGAAUGGUGUCUCUGGUCGAGGAGCGAGCCAAUCUGCCUACAGUACAGUUGAUGCCGUUUGAUUCCGGCCGCAAGUGUAUGGGAGCUGUGGUCCAGCUUCCUACCGGUCAAUACCGAUUCCUGGUGAAGGGCGCGGCUGAGAUUCUCCUUGGCUGUAGCUCCACGUACUGGACGCCCUCUGGACAGCAGGCCAUGUAUGCUGAUGAGCGUGGGAGAUUCGAAGAGAUUAUUCUGGCUUAUGCGCAGCAGUCUCUUCGGACGAUCUCUCUGGCCUAUCGCGACUUUCCUGAGUGGCCGCCAGAAGAUGCUGUGGACCCUGCCGAUUCCUCUGCAGCGGACUUGAGCCUGUUGUUGAAGGACAUGUCCUUGCUCGGCGUAGUUGGAAUUCAGGAUCCAAUCCGUCCCGGUGUACCAGAGGCAGUUGCCAAGUGCCAUCACGCCGGAGUCACUGUACGAAUGGUGACCGGCGAUAACAUGGUCACUGCAAAAGCGAUUGCAACUGACUGUGGGAUUUACACAGGUGGUGUCAUUAUGGAAGGGCCUGAUUUCCGCCGACUGACAGACGAGGAGCUCGAUGAAGUUUUACCCAACCUUCAGGUCCUUGCUCGCUCCUCUCCAGAAGACAAGCGCAUCCUCGUCACGCGAUUGAGAGCUCUGGGAGAGAUUGUGGCCGUGACUGGCGAUGGCACCAACGAUGGGCCCGCUUUGAAAGCAGCAAACAUCGGGUUCUCCAUGGGCAUUGCCGGCACGGAGGUUGCCAAAGAAGCGUCCGCUAUUGUACUAAUGGACGACAACUUCGCAUCUAUUUUGACAGCCUUGAUGUGGGGACGCGCUGUCAACGACGCCGUUCGGAAAUUCCUUCAGUUUCAAAUCACAGUCAACAUUACCGCUGUCUUGUUGACAUUCAUUUCUUCGGUCUCGGAUCCCGAGAUGCGAUCUGUUUUGACAGCCGUACAGCUGCUGUGGAUCAACCUGAUCAUGGACUCCCUCGCCGCUCUCGCCUUGGCGACGGACCCUCCCACGGAGCAGAUCCUCAACCGGAAGCCAAUAAAAGGUGGUGCGCCGCUUUUUUCUGUCACCAUGUGGAAGAUGAUUAUCGGCCAGUCUAUCUUCCAGCUGACGGUGACUCUCAUCCUGCACUUCGCCGAGGGGCCUGGCUUUCUCGAUUGGCCCGACCUCGAGAGGCGAUCAGUGGUGUUCAACACGUUCGUCUGGAUGCAGAUUUUUAACGAACUCAACAACCGACGGCUGGACAACAAGUUCAAUGUGUUUGAAAACCUCCACCGCAACUGGUUCUUCAUCGGCAUCAACAUCCUCAUGAUCGGCUGCCAGGCGGUGAUCGCCAACUUUGGUGGGGUCGCAUUCAGCAUCACGAAGAUCAACGGCAUCCAGUGGGCCAUCUGUAUCCUCGUGGCGGCGCUCAGUCUCCCCUGGGCGAUGUGCAUCCGAACCUUUCCUGAUUCUUGGUUCGCAGCGGUUGCACACGUGGUCGGUACCCCUUUUGUGCUGGUCUAUCGGCCUUUGAGGCGCGGCGUGCACACUCUUGGCCGUCCAUUGAGCCGCGGAAUGCGCCGUUUGUGGUCUCGCAAGGAGAACGAUCCGGACAAGUCCGAUGCCAGCGACGUGGAGAAAGGGGUGUCCAAUUAG
This is a messenger RNA of Aspergillus terreus NIH2624, 3504 nucleotides long. RefSeq lists its product as uncharacterized. The transcript has 2 exons. The record is from RefSeq and is a predicted model, not a curated record. NCBI's taxonomy places the organism in Eukaryota, Fungi, Ascomycota, Eurotiomycetes, Eurotiales, Aspergillaceae. Gene Ontology annotation, biological process: calcium ion transmembrane transport; intracellular calcium ion homeostasis. Gene Ontology annotation, molecular function: ATP hydrolysis activity; P-type calcium transporter activity; ATP binding. The coding region runs from base 1 to 3504 and encodes 1167 amino acids. Gene Ontology annotation, cellular component: membrane; intracellular membrane-bounded organelle.